Molecule: messenger RNA, 3746 nt
Organism: Phycodurus eques (leafy seadragon)
Lineage: Eukaryota; Metazoa; Chordata; Actinopteri; Syngnathiformes; Syngnathidae
Product: inactive dipeptidyl peptidase 10-like
Exons: 26
Coding region: 331-2724 (797 amino acids)
Biological process (GO): proteolysis
Molecular function (GO): serine-type peptidase activity; dipeptidyl-peptidase activity
Source: RefSeq, a predicted model, not a curated record
CCCAAACGAACUGUUUCGCGUGCAUCGUUGUUGCUUCCAAAAUGUUAAACAAGUUUAGUUUGCGCAGACUCGAUCGGGCGAAGACUUGAUUUCAUGAUGAAUGAACAGCUCUCGGGCGCUCAGCACGCACGGACGCACGCACGGCCACGUAGCACAAGCAUCACCGGCUCAGAAACCACGCGGAGACACGGAGAGAGCACGGCGCUCAAGUGAGGGAUUUCAAUCCGACUGGCAUACGGCCCCGUGCCUGCAUUUCGGAAACGCAAACGUUCAUCCUCCCGCUGGCACGCUGGCUUCUCAGUCAAGGAAGUCUGCGGACGGGGCUCAAACAUGAACCAAAGCGCAGGAGCAGCGCAGCACAGUCGGAGAUACUCCAGUGAUGACAAGGAUGCUGGGCCUAUUGCAGCAGAUUGGAACUGGAAGGGCAUCGGUAUCGCCCUCCUUGUUAUUCUGGUAGUGCUUUCCCUCAUUGGACUAUCGAUUGUUCUGCUAUCAAAAGAAGACCGUGGAAAUUGUUUGGGAUCACAGUUGACACUGGAUGACAUCUUCCAAAGGAACUUCCAAAUACAAGAUCCUGAAGCAAAGUGGAUCAGUGAAAAAGAAAUCAUCUUUCGAAACUGGGGUGGAGACUUAUUGAAAAUUAACACAGAGAGCAACCAGACACAGCUCCUGCUGAAAAACACAACUUUUUCCACCUUUAAAGCCUCAAAGUUUGCAGUUUCUCCAGACCUGAACUUUAUUCUUCUGGGAUAUGAUGUCAAGCAGGUGUAUCAACACUCUUUCAUGGCAUCGUACCUAAUCUACAACCUGUAUACAAGGGAAGUGCUGGAGCUAAAUCCUCCAGAAGUCUCCAAUUCAGUCCUCCAGUUUGCUUCUUGGGGUGUUGGUGGUCAGCAGCUGAUAUACAUAUUUGAAAACAACAUUUACUACCAAUCAGAUGUUCAGAGCAGCUCUUGGAGACUCACGUCAUCUGGACAGGAGGGGGUCAUUUUCAACGGCAUUGCAGACUGGCUAUAUGAAGAGGAGGUUUUGCACACUCAAACAGCUCACUGGUGGUCACCUGAUGGCUCAAGACUUGCUUACCUGACCAUCAAUGACUCCCUAGUCCCAAACAUGCUCCUGCCAUGUUACAUGGGUUCUAUUUAUCCAAGGGGGAAAGAGUACCCAUACCCAAAGAUGGGUCAAAUCAAUCCCACUGUAAGCCUUUAUGUUGUAAUUCUUGAUGGCAGCUCCCAAACAACUACACUGUUACCACCGGACAGUCUCGUGAAGAGUCAAUACUACAUCACUAUGGUGAAAUGGGUGACAGUGGACAAACUUGCUGUGCGCUGGUUAAAUCGGGCACAAAACAUGUCCAUUCUUACACUCUGUGUCAUAUCUACUAAUAAAUGCACAAAGAUACAAGUGAUGAUGUCAGAUAAGUGGCUCGAUCGACAGAAUGACGAGCCAAUGUUUUCAAAGGACUGUACGAUAUUCUUCACGACGCUGCCAAUAAAACACGUUGUACUUGGAGCAUUCCACCACGUGACCAUGAUCUCCAACCGAGGAGAUGACAUCAAACUUCGCCCCUUGACUUCAGGAAGCUGGGAGGUCUCCCAAAUUCUGGGCUAUGAUGAGAGCACUAAAUCUGUUUACUUCCUAAGCAAAGAGACUGGCACAGCACAACAACAGUUAUACAGGGUCUUAGCUGUGGAACCGUUUCAUAAACAAUGCCUCACCUGCUCCCUCUUCAAGUCACAGUGUACUUACUAUGACGCUGUGCUCAGUACAAACUAUCAGCAUGUUCUUCUCCAAUGUAGAGGCCCUGGAAUACCCCAAACUACUCUGCACAGAUUCAAGAAAAUGAAAGACUAUAUGACUCUGGAGAAGAACACAGUAUUACAACACGCUCUGAUCAACCGAAAAUUACCAAAACGGGAAAAAAGAACUGUACAAAUCAACAAUGUUGCUCUUCCUAUGGAGUUAAUUGUCCCCAAUGAUUUCGAUGAAACGUAUAAGCAUCCACUUCUCCUUAUUCUUGGCAGCGCCCCCGGUGGUCAGACUGUGAGUGACCGCUUCAGCAUCAAUUGGGAUUCGGUGCUUAUCAGUUUGGAGAACGUCAUCGUGGCUCGUCUGGACGGUCGAGGCAGCAGCUUCCAGGGCCAGAGGGUCCUGGAAGAGGUCCACCGGCGACUGGGCACUGUUGACGUUGCGGACCAGAUCGCAGCUGUAAAACACCUCAUCAAGCUCCCAUACAUCGAUGGGACUAAAGUUGCAGUUUAUGGAAAGGCAUAUGGGGGAUUUCUUACAUCGAUCCUAUUACUCUCCUUCAGCUCAACUUUCAGCUGUGGAAUAGUGGUCGCUCCAAUAGUAAAUUGGAGAUUUUAUGGGUCUGCUCUCACUGAGAAAUAUUUUGGAUAUCUGCCGAAAGAAGAACCCAAGUACCAGGUUUCAAGUCUGCUCGGUAACAUCACAGGAGAAGUAAGAUCACAGGACAAGUUGAAAUUUCUUAUCAUCCAUGGCACAGCAGAUGCUACUGUUCAUUUCCAGCACUCUGCUGAGUUGAUCAAACUCCUGUCUGCAUCUAAUGUUAACUACACUCUGCAGAUUUUUCCAGAUGAAGGACACAAUAUUGUGUCUGUCAAGAGCCAGCGCUAUAUGCUAAACUCAGUGAUCACCUUCUCCAAAACCUGCUUUGAGGAGGAAAGGCUUGUCCACCAGCAGAAAUCUAAGGAUGAUGAGUAAGAUGGAGACUUGCCUGCAGGAAAACCGUUGUGCAGAUCCAGGAAUGUAGCACUUUUGCACUCCCUCCUGAAUCGCUGAUAUCGUCGAAAGCGACCUAAAAGGAUUUGUGAAAACAUACAGCCAAAUGAAGCACAUCAUUAUUUUUGCUUGAAGCAUGACAAUUUCAUGAUGGCUAUGAUAGUUAUUGAUGUUUAAUUGCAUUAACCUUGUUCUUUGUCUUCAUGUUGUCUGUGCAAAUAUUAAGGCUCUGCUGAAAAGAAAAUUAGUACAUCAUGAGAAAAAAAGUCAAUAACGUGGUAACGCUCCGAGAAUAAUGUUGUGAUGUUAUGAGGAUGUUUUAGUACCAGGAUGUCAGCAUUUCCUUUUCAAUAUUAUUUUCAUGGUAACUCACUUUUUGUUUUUUUUGUGAUCAUCAUUAGUUUUGGGAGAAACAACCUCUUAUUCUGUUCUUGGCUGGCUUCCAGGCUGAAUUUAAUCGCAUUUUCAUAUAGCAGUUUAUAUGUACAGUAAUCCCUUACUAGAUCAUGUUUCACUUAUUGUGUAUUCAGUUCAUCAUAGAUUUUAUUUUGUUUUGAUCAUUGUAGUACCGUUACUCACCUGCACAUGUCUUGUACAUUUAGCAUUAUUGGCUAUUCAGUUAUAAUGCAGCAGCAGUAAAAGUUUCUACAAAUGAUUUCACAAAGCAAAGCAAAUGUAUUUAUACAUGAUUAAAAGCAUUUAAAAACAAAGAAAAAAAGAGUUUAUAAACAAAAAAAAUAAUAAAAAAAAUACAAUUAAAACAGUGUACAGUGCAAGAAAUAAUCAUUGAAAAGUGCAAGUGCUCUAAAAAGCAUGAGAAAAAAGAAGGAGGAGGUGACAGGGACGGUGGACGAAUCCCGCGAACAUGUAGCGCGUGGCUGCGACUGCACUGAUAAAAAAAAAAAGAGUCCUUUGAAUUUACUCAUUUGAAGAUGUACAUCGGUUGCACAUGAUUCAAAUGUGUUGAAAUGACAUCAUUUACCCCUCUUCUCCUAAAAAACUAA